CUAAUUUUUCAUUUUGAGCUUAAAACUGUCAACUCAAGUUACUCCGUAAAUGUGACUAUAGAUAUCUUAGUUCACUUGUGUAGUAGUUAGAUAAAUCAUUAUACCUGGAUUUUUAAUAAAUUGAAUAAGAUUUUUCUUUUCAUAAAUUUUUUCAUCAGUGUAUUGUGAAAAAAAUGUUUGGAUUUUUUUUUCGGUUAGCUCUGCUUUUAGCUGUGUCACAAGCUGAGGUUACGACUCCAAAAGUAGAGCCGCAAAUUAAUUAUCGUCUUCCCAGCAGUAUAAUUCCAAUAGAUUAUGAAAUUAAACUGACACCUACACUUCAUAGACCAUUUAUAUUUAAAGGAGAAUGUAUUAUAAAUGCAGAAGUAAUAACUGAUGAUACAAAUAAUAUAACUUUGCAUUCAAGAGAUCUUGAUUAUGAUCUAUACGAAGUAAAGCGGGACGUUGGCAAUGGGACGUUCACUUCACUUACAGAUAUCUCACUGAAUACAGAUCAAGAAACAGAAGAAGAAAAGAAAACAGAUUUUCUAAUUUUUAAAAUGAAAGAAACCCUAAAGAAAGGAAAAAUUAGAAUUACUCUUCAUUAUAGCGGAGUAUUAAAUGAAAAUUUACGUGGAUUUUAUAGAAGUUCCUACAUUAAUAAAGAUAAUAAAGAAAAAAGGUGGUUAGCUACAACUCACUUUGAGGCAACUAGUGCACGUCUAGCGUUUCCCUGUUUCGAUGAACCUGCUUUAAAAGCUGAAUUUUUGAUCAAAAUUGAUUUAAGUCAAUUAAAGGAGCCAAAAGUUUACAAAGCUAUUUCUAAUAUGCCAAAAAAGUCAAAUAGUGCUGAACCUCUUUACGAGUUUGAGAAGACACCAAAAAUGUCUACAUACUUGGUAGCAUUUGUCAUUUCUGAUUUUGAGUAUAAAACUGACAGCCCUAUUACUGUAUGGUCGCAGCCAGCUUUGAUUGACAAGGCACAAUAUCCACUUACCAUGGGUAAAAAAAUUCUAAAAGAAAUGGCAGAAUAUACUGGUGUUGUGUAUCAACUGCCAAAAAUGGACCAGAUUGGAAUUCCAGACUUUGCAGCUGGAGCUAUGGAAAACUGGGGUCUGGUAACAUAUAGGCAACAUUCAUUAGUUCUGAAUGAGACGACAUCAACUGUUAUUAAAAAGCAAGGUGUGGCUGGUAUUAUAGCUCAUGAAUUUGCUCAUCAAUGGUUUGGAAAUCAUGUUGGACCAGCUUGGUGGGAAUUUAUAUGGCUAAACGAAGGAUUCGCUACAUUUUUCCAGUAUUUCAUAACUGAUAAAGUUGAAAACUUUGAUAUGAAAAAUCAAUUUGUAAUAAGUAGACUUCAAGCUGAAGCUUUUGUAUUUGAUGUGACAAACAAAUCUCAUCCGAUGAAUGUAAAAGUUAAUAGCCCUAAAGAAAUUUCUAAUGUUUUUGAUAAAAUUUCUUAUGCCAAAUCUGCUUGCGUUAUUCGAAUGAUGCAACACUUUUUAACUGAAAAAAAUUUCAAGGCAGGAUUAAAAAAUUAUCUUGAUACUAACAAAAACGGGUAUGCAACUUCCGACAUCCUUUUUAAAAGUCUAAAUGAUGCUUGGGCAGAAAAAAAUCAAGAUUUGAAAAAAAUUAUGGAUACCUGGGUGACCCAGUCUGGAUAUCCAGUAAUUACUGUGACUAGAGAUUAUGCAAAGAAGUCAGCCAAAAUUACCCAACAAGAAUUCUUUGCAAAAAAAACGACAACAAAAAGUGAGAAAAAGUGGACGAUUCCAAUUAAUUUUGUUUCACAAACAGACCUGGAUAAUAAAAAUAUUAAUACAGAAGCAACUAAUUGGUUUAAAUCCGAAGACGAUCAAUUAGACAUUGAUUUAAAGACAAACAAAGAACACUUGGUUAUUUUUAAUAAACAACAAACUGGUUACUAUCGAGUUAAUUACGAUAAAACAAACUGGAAUCUCAUUAUUAAAUAUUUAUCCGAAUCAAAAAAUAAUACAGAAAAAAUUCACAAAUUGAAUAGAGCACAACUUGUUGACGAUGCUUGGAAUCUUGCUAAAGCUGGUCUUUUAGGAUACGAUGUUGCUUUGGAUUUAACAAAUUAUUUGACUUUAGAAACUGAUUACUUUCCAUGGUAUUCUGCAAUUAGACACUUAAACUUCUUGAGAAAUCAACUCCUGCAUACUCAGAACUACGAUAAGUUUAAAGAAUUUGGAUUAAAAAUUUCUCAAAAACUCAUCGAAAAUGUUGGAUUUGAAGAGACGGGAGACAAAGAUCAUAUACAAACACUGAAAAGACGUUUAGCUCUCAGUUGGGUCUGCAGCUUAGGUUACGAAAGUUGCAAUAAAUUGGAGAAGAAAUUUGUAUCAUGGAUUGAAAAGAAGGAAAGUAUUCCUGAAAACUUGAAGAGUCUUGUAUAUUGUGAGGGUUUAAAACAAGCAAAUAAAACAAUUUGGGAUAAAGUUUAUGAAGAAUAUAGAACAAUUGAAGACCAUUCGCAGAAAGAGGAGAUUUUCAAGUCUCUAAGUUGUUCCAGAAAUAAAGCUAUUUUAUAUGAUUAUUUACAAUUGGCUUUAAAAAAUAAUGAAAAAUAUCAAAAUUUCUCAGAUGUUAUUCAAUCUGUAUACAAUGGCAAUGAAAUUGGCUUGAAUGUUUCUUUAGAAUUUAUUUCUCGCAACGUUAUAAGUAUUUCCAAACUUGAUAAGGAUAGUACAAAAUUGUUAAAAUAUAUAAAUGAUAUCGGCAAGAAAAUCACAAGAAAUGAUGAACUGCAAUCUAUGGAAAAUUUUGUCAAAAUAUAUAGUGAAUCAUUAGACAAGAGUGCAUUAGAUUCUGCAACUAAUUCAGCUAAAGAGAAUAUUGCAUGGACAAAACAGAACAAAGAUGUCAUUGGCGAAAUUCUUAUUCAGAAAACUCAGAAAAACAGUGCAUCUGCCUUGAAGUUUGCAACACUUUUCUGUUUAAUUCCAGUUUUUAUCGCCUUAUUCAUUUAAAUAUCUAAAUUUUAUUUUGUCGUUGAAAUUUAGUUUAAUUAUUUUAUUCCCACGCCGUAUUAAAAUUACUUAAAUUUUAUUCACUAUCAGUCAUUGAUAGUAAAUUGUUUCUACACUGUUAAUAUUUUGUGUUUUAAAUAAAAAAAUAAUUUCUAUCAA
Molecule: messenger RNA, 3131 nt
Organism: Leptopilina heterotoma
Lineage: Eukaryota; Metazoa; Arthropoda; Insecta; Hymenoptera; Figitidae
Product: aminopeptidase N-like
Exons: 11
Coding region: 174-2972 (932 amino acids)
Biological process (GO): peptide catabolic process; proteolysis
Cellular component (GO): cytoplasm
Molecular function (GO): metalloaminopeptidase activity; peptide binding; zinc ion binding
Source: RefSeq, a predicted model, not a curated record